AAUUUUUGUUGAAAUUUUUGGCUGCUAGUAUUCUCCGUUUGCUCCCCUCACUUCUUCAACCUUCAUCCUUUCUCUCUGGCUUUCAAUUCCCUCUAUUUCUCUUUUUCUCUCAAACCCUAAUCACAUUUCCAUGGUAGGAUCUAAUUCUUCUCGUCGCAUUUCUGUUCAUCAAGCCCUUGGCGGUGGUCACGUGGCUGAUGUGCUGUUAUGGAAGAAAUGGUGUGGUGGGGUUGUGAUGCUAACGUCUGCAACUGCUUUGUGGUACCUGUUUGAAAGAGCCGGUUACAACUUCUUAUCUUUUGUUGCCAAUGUUCUAUUGCUUCUUGUCAUCAUUCUUUUUUUCUGGGCCAAAUCUGCUUCCCUUCUCAAUAGACCUCUACCUCCGCUUCCUGAUCUGGAAAUUUCUGAGGAAUCUGUUUCAAUGGUUGCUAAUGAACUGCGAUUUUGGAUCAAUUUUGCACUUUCUAUAGCACGUGAUAUUGCAAUAGGCAGAAACCUUAAGCUCUUUCUUCAGGUUGCUCUUGCACUAUGGAUUGUGUCAUUCAUUGGCAGUUUCUUCAAUUUUCUUACACUGGUCUAUAUUGGGGUCCUUCUCAGUCUUUCAGCUCCUAUAGUGUAUGAUAAAUACCAAGAUCACAUCGAUGAAAAGUUGUGUGUAACACAUAGAUAUGCUCAGAUGCAAUACAGGAAGCUUGAUGAGAAUGUUUUAAGGAAGAUACCAUUACCCUUAAAUAAGGAGAAGAAGAUGCAAUAGGCAUGGUACCUCGUUUUAUGAUUGGUAGCCAAAAGAAUAUGAAGAGGCACAUUGGCUGGCUUUCAAAAGGAUGAUGAGUAGAUCUGAAGGUUUUGAUCAGAGGCAUUAAGAUUGCUUUUAUAAGCGAUGUACUUCAGAAUUCUAGAUCUUUUAGAAAGCUGUGGUAUAUAGUUUAACAGAAAUGUAUUCUGACUUCAUCUUUGGGGUGAAAACUGAAAUCAAUAGUGUUUGAUUUUGGAUUGAAUAGUGUCUUGGUUAUCCUGGUUUCCCACUCUGGGUUUGUAAUUUUUUUUUUUUUUUUUGGCAAUUAUCCUUGUUAUUUGAACUAAAUGACAAUAAAAUUUCAUAGAUUAGAACCUUUCUUUAA
Molecule: messenger RNA, 1121 nt
Organism: Cucumis melo (muskmelon)
Lineage: Eukaryota; Viridiplantae; Streptophyta; Magnoliopsida; Cucurbitales; Cucurbitaceae
Product: reticulon-like protein B11
Exons: 6
Coding region: 131-754 (207 amino acids)
Source: RefSeq, a predicted model, not a curated record